Molecule: messenger RNA, 501 nt
Organism: Pieris macdunnoughi
Lineage: Eukaryota; Metazoa; Arthropoda; Insecta; Lepidoptera; Pieridae
Source: the annotation of a GenBank genome assembly
AUGUCGCCAAGUGCAUACUAUUUUACCGCGAACAGUUACAACAUGUUAAGGAUAGCCUUGUGUUUGUGUGUGUUACGUGCGGCCGCUAUUAUUGUGACUGAUGCACCACCAAGUACAGAUUAUAAUUAUUGGUACGAUAUUGCAGGUCCAACAACGGGAGAUGCCAAAUUUCAUAAGGAAACAAGACAGGGAGCUUUCAUACGCGGCUCCUACUCUUUAAUAGACCCAGAUGGGAGCCAUCGGACGGUUGACUCCAAAAACGGUCUCAAGGCUAUUAUAAGAACAGUACUAGUACAUUCACCAUACAAUUCGCAUAAGUCAUAUAGACAGUUUAAUUCUGCAUAUCGAGUGCCACGUCCAGAAUUUUACCAGCCACCAGCGACGAAAACAAAUUCGAUACAAGACGAGCCUGUCCUUUUCACACCGGGAAAUAAUACUCAAAUAGAUAGACCUACUUUUAGCCAGGGGGAAUUGUUUUUGCCAAAUUAUAUGCAUCAUUAG